This is a messenger RNA of Plasmodium reichenowi, 444 nucleotides long. RefSeq lists its product as hypothetical. The annotation marks the transcript as partial. The record is from RefSeq and is a predicted model, not a curated record. The transcript has a single exon. NCBI's taxonomy places the organism in Eukaryota, Apicomplexa, Aconoidasida, Haemosporida, Plasmodiidae. Gene Ontology annotation, biological process: peroxisome organization.
AUGCCUAGAACAUGUAAAAAUGGGCAAGAAUGUAGAAAAUAUAAAGCAUAUGAAAAUGUGGACGAUAAACAUGUUUCAAUUAUUCAACCAAUUUUAUUGGUUGGUAUGAUAUUUGUGUUUUAUAUUUUUUACUUUCGAUUAUUUAAAAGAAGAUAUACAAGUAAUGAAAGUUACAGAAGAAAAAUGAAUAAAAAAAAAAUAAGUAGUAAACCCGUUAUUUCAUUAUGUUUAAAUGAUAUUGUCAUUAAAAUUAUUGGUAAUAAUGCACACAUUAUGGAAAAUUCAGUAGAACCAUUAAAUAAAUUAAGUUCUAUUUCUGAACUUUUUGUUAUUGCACAAAUAUCAAAUGAUGUUCAAGAAAAAAAUAUAAUUGAUCUCUUUAAAAAAUUAGGAUUAUUUGAUAAAGGUUUAAAAGAACAUCGUUUAAUGUUUUGUAAUACUUCA